GAAAAAUGGAAAACCGGCAUCCGCUAAACCACAGCGCGGACGAAAAUGUGUCUUGAGUGAUCAUGACAGACUAUCAUUGAAGACGACUGUGAUGAAAAAUAAGAGGAAUACAGCGGCAAAAGUAACUGAUGAUCCGAAUAUCAGCACCAAAAAAUUACGAAGGCAGCUUCACAAGCAGGGUAUUUUUAGGGGAGCUGCAAUUCGAAAGCUCCUCAUCAGUGAUCAAAAUGCCACCAAUAGUCUGUAUGAAGCUCUUGACUUUCAUCAAAAAGAAAAUCUUCGGCUUAGAGUAAGUAAAGCUAAUCUUGAGCAAGAUGUUAUUGAGCUUCAGAAGAAUCCUGAUUCUAGCUUAUCCAAACCAAGUGAAAGAUCCUCUGAAAAGAAAAUUUUGCUCUUGCAAGAUGAAGUGGGAGAACUGCAUAAACAGAAAGGAAAGUUUGCUCAACAAGUUAUAAACUUGCGUAAUGCUCUUGAUGAAAAGGAGAAAGAGAUAGCAUCAAAAAAUGCACAGAUUUUGGAAUUGGAAACUUCUCUGAAUGCUACAGAACAGCUGUUGAAAAAAGUGCAACAAAAGUUGUCAGAAACUGAUCAUAAUUUACAGUUCAUCAAAGAUGAAUAUGAUGCCUUACUGAUUACAUAUUCUAGUGUAGAGGAAAAGAAACAAAAGCUAGAGAAAGAGAACCAAGAACUUAUUACUCGUUUAAUUGAAGUAAAAGCUGAAGAUGCAGACAGAUUGAAUGCAGAAACAGAGUUAAUUCAAAGGAAGAAACAAGCUAAGUUGCAAAAGGAAUUGGAAGAAGCAGCAAGGGAACCUGUCUCUCUUGAUACAAGCAGGUCAAAAGCUGCUGUCUGUCUAGAUGCUAUCGUGCCAAGGAAAGUAAUGUACAAGUUUGAUGCUCAUGAUGGAGAAGUAAAUGCUGUGGCAUGGACCCAUACAGGUUUUAAAUUUGCCACUGCUGGUGGGGACCGGAAAGUAAAACUUUGGGAUAUUGUGUCUGGUCAAGCAUGUUUAAAAGGAGUUGCUCAUGAAAGUAAUUCCUCCAUAUAUUCUGUGGAUUUUGACUCUGAGGAGACAUUACUCCUAGCUGCAUCUUGUGAUUUUGCAAGUCGGGUUUGGAGUGUCACUGACAUGAAAAUAAAGCAUACUUUGACCGGACAUAUUGGAAAAGUAAUGUCAGCAAAAUUUCUUGGAGAAACGGGUAAAGUGGUUUCUGGAAGUCAUGAUAGAACAUUAAAGAUCUGGGAUCUUCGUCGCAGAGCAUGUAUCCGUACUAUUUUAGCUACUUCUAGUGUUAACGAUGUCGUAACUACUGACAGGAGUGGGACCAAUAUUGUGAGUGGACAUUUUGAUAAAAAAAUAAGAUUUUGGGACAUGAGAUCUGAAUCUAGUACAAAUGAAAUACUUUUGCAGGGAAGAAUAACAUCUCUGGAUUUAUCUGUUGAUGGUUUUUCUCUACUAAGCUGUGUACGAGAUGAUUCAUUAAAACUGAUUGAUUUCAGAAUGAAUAAUGUUGUACGUACCUUUAGUGCUGAUGGGUUUUUAAUUGGAUGUGACUGGACUCGGGCAAAAUUCAGUCCUGAUGGCCAGUUUUGUGUUUGUGGAUCCCAAGAUGGAUGUAUAUACAUCUGGGUAAUUGCUACUGGAGCAGUAGAGAAGGUCCUGAGGGAGCACAGUGGAACAGUUGUGGCCUGUGCUUGGAGUUGGUGUGGAAACUAUCUUCUUAGCUGUGACAAAAAUAAAAGAGCUAUUUUGUGGUCUGAAUUUUAAAGAACAGCUAUGUCACUCAUGAAAAUCUCCUUUAUUUGUACAAAAAUUCUAAUGUUGUAUAUGUUUGUAAAUACUGUACUGUAAAAUGUGUGAAUGAAAGAAUGUUGUUUAUAUUUCAUUGCUUUCAUUUGGAUGAAAUUUUUAGUAUUGAUAAGCUUCUUUAAUUUGCUGUAAACUGCCAUUUGCAUGUUCUUUAUCUGAAAGAUAUACAUAAGGUUUUUAAGGAAAUUUUUCAUAAGAUUGUAUGUACUUAAAGCUUUAUUGCAGGUUUUUGUUUUAAUACUACAGUAAUGAAAAUUGAGAUUUCAUGUUAGGAAAUGUGUACUCAAUAAAAUGUAAGUAUAAAAGUUAGCACAGUCA
This is a messenger RNA of Stegodyphus dumicola, 2128 nucleotides long. RefSeq names its product autophagy-related protein 16-1-like. Gene Ontology annotation, molecular function: protein-membrane adaptor activity; protein binding. NCBI's taxonomy places the organism in Eukaryota, Metazoa, Arthropoda, Arachnida, Araneae, Eresidae. Gene Ontology annotation, biological process: autophagosome assembly. Gene Ontology annotation, cellular component: phagophore assembly site membrane; Atg12-Atg5-Atg16 complex; autophagosome membrane. The record is from RefSeq and is a predicted model, not a curated record.